CCUGGAUACAGCGUAAACACGCCUUCAAACAGAGGUCAGCACACGCUGUAAGUGCGUGUAAAUGUGCUGUUGUGGCUGUUAUGGAGGUUUCUGCGGGUGAUGUGUGUCGUUCCGUGGAGCUCAUCAUAGCACGAGCGGAUCCAGAGGCUUGUCUUGAGGAGAGCUGCGGCGCGGAGAAGCUGCUCACUGAUCAAGUGUCUGUGGACCGGAUGGACAUCACGAAGGGUUUUCUGGAGGAUAUUUCUCGCCCGGCCUCCAGUGAGAUCAGAAGGCCGAGUCGAGAUGGUGGCAGAUCUCUGGAGGUGCUCAGUGCUGACGCCACACACUCAGAGCAGGUUCACAGGUCCAGCGCACAUGAGAGGACUGAUCUAACCGCAGAAAACAGCUCGGAUCAAGAAGAGUCCGAUGAAGAAAAUGAAGAUCCGGAGUUGAGAGAAGCCAUAAAGAAGAUGAAGAGACUGGACCGGGUUCUGGCUCUCCGGGCGUCAGCGGAGAGAGAGGUGAAGCAGAGAGGAAAGCAGCAGCACCAGAGACUCUGGCAGGAGCUUCAGACCGCGAGUCUCAGCAUGAGCAGCAACGAGAUGGAGAACACCAGACGCUUUCUGGCACUGACACCCAACAACCAUCAGGACGGUGAUGAAGUGGAUUUUGUCCCCGUGUUUGAGACUGAAGUUCUCGAUCUGAAGAGUGACGUGAACGCGAGACACGAGACGGACGGUAAAGGAUCGAAGCGUUCUGCAAUAAUUUCUGAGUCGCUGUGUCAUUGUUUCAGUGUUCAGCUGAUGGAGGAUCAGCCGUCAGACAGCAGACAGCGAGGAGCUGCUCGCAGCAAGUGCAGACAAGACUUUGUCAAGAGAAAUAUUGAGCUCACAGAAGCGUCAGGAAACUGGUUUCUGCUCACGCAGCAGGAGAAAGAGAGAAUAGAGGAACUGCUGAAAGAUCUAGAGGAAGAAGAGAACAGCAGCGACCUGCUGACUGAACCGCAGGUGGUCUCGUCGACUCUAUCAGUUUGUGAAGGUUUCGGUCCUGAACCGUCUGAACUCCACAGUCUCCGUCACAUUGACUCCAGACUGCAGCUGCUACUUCCUGUGCAGGACUUCCUGUCUGUGCGGAGCCCGUCGCAGGGGAGUCUGCAGGAGAACACAGGAGACGGAGAGAGACAGAGACGAGACGAGGAUAGACGUCUGCGAGAAAUCCAGCAGCAGCUACAGCUCUUGGAGGAGAAUGAGCCUGGCGGCUCGGCUCGUUUGUCUGACGAUGAGUUGAGGAAUCUGCUGCAGGAAUGUGAGGAGAACAUGCUCCGAUCUCCUGCAGGUUCCUCAUCAGAAUCAUCUCUCGGGACAAGCUCGGCUCUGGAUGCUUCUCCACGUCUCUCCGGCUCGGAUCUGCUACGGCACAGUGAGACUGACGCAAAGAAAGAGGCAUGAAAUAUGAAGGAGACUGUUCUUCUGUUUUCUAUUUCGCUCUGGUUCAUAAUCUAGGUCCUUGUGCUUUUAGAGUUGCACAAUAAGUGAGGACACGAAAGCGUGUUUGUCAUCCAGUCUCUGAUGUGUCUGCCAGCGUCAGCAUCACGGUCAGACUCCAGAACAUCUGAAAUAGAACGUAAGAGGACAAAAUAAAAUGUUCCUUUUCAAAAAUCAAACCAAUAUGUCUUUUUAUUCAUG
Messenger RNA from Sinocyclocheilus grahami, 1664 nucleotides. It is a transcript of the gene fsip1, whose product is annotated as fibrous sheath interacting protein 1. Bases 81 to 1427 code for a protein of 448 amino acids. NCBI's taxonomy places the organism in Eukaryota, Metazoa, Chordata, Actinopteri, Cypriniformes, Cyprinidae. The transcript has 12 exons. The record is from RefSeq and is a predicted model, not a curated record.